UAAAGGUCACCAAGACAACCUAAAGGUGACCAGAGGUCCCCAAGACAAGGCAGACGGUUACCAGGCAUCACCAAGAUCGCCAGUAUCAGGGGCACCAGCCGCCAGAGAUCUCACCAGAUUAGAUCAAGAGAACCAAACAGGUCAGGCAUCAGCUGCUGCCUCCCACAAUGCCUCUCCGCCUCCCUCUGGCAGUACUCUCCCAGUCCUGGUGCCAGGCACUGUUUGGCCUCACACGCACUCAUCCGACGCCCUCAAGUCUAUCCUGGCCUCACCAGGUAGUCUCAAGCCAAGUCUGGAACUUGACUGGCAACCUUCAGCCUCAUCUGGAACUUGACCGGCAACCUCUAGCUUCAUUGGAAUUCACGUGGUAACUUACUGAUGGAGCGCGGGGAGGCGGCGUGCCGCGUGUGUGGAGACAAGGCCUCGGGCAAGCACUACGGCGUGCCCUCCUGCGACGGGUGCCGCGGCUUCUUCAAGAGGUCCAUCAGACGCUACAGGAACAAUGUCUGCUACUUCAGGACGCUGGAUUACGUCUGCAAGGAGGCUGGCACCUGUGUGGUGGAUGUCACCAGGAGGAACCAGUGCCAGGCUUGUCGCUUCAAGAAGUGCCUCGACGUCAACAUGAAGAAGGACGCUGUGCAACACGAGCGGGCGCCUCGUUCCUGCCAGAAGAGACCCAUGUUCGCCCCAGACAUGCCAGGGGCGGCAGGGUUUCCCCCCGUGUCAGUGGGUGGCAGCACAGGCUUGCCGCCCCUGCCACCCUACUACCCGGCUCUGCUGCCGCCCAUGCCCUUCAAGCCGCCCUUCUUGCCCAUGACGCCGUCCAUGGCACCCCUCAACCUACACUUCAGCCAUAACUCUGCAUUCAAGCCUAACCUAGCCAUCCUGGGUGGCGAGCUGCGCCGCCCGUACUCAGACACCGCCCUUCAUCACUCCCCUUCGCCGCCCAUCGACUCAAAGCCCCCAAUCAGCGAACGUCUGGAGUACAAGCCACACACCGGGGAGCGUCUGGAGUUCAAGCCGCCACUGAGCGAGCGCCUUGGCCUGAAGCCACCAAUCAUAGAUCGUCUUGAGCUGAAACCGCCAACGGUCGAUCACCGACAGCCAAUCAGCAAUUUGGCGGAGAUUUGCCGCGCGACCAAUGGAGGCUCGGCGUUCAGCCCCCCGCGCCGCGGCACGUCCCCUCCCAGCGAGACAGAGGUGAACAGCUCCGACUUCGCUAGGACCAUUGUGAACACUUCCUGCGCCGCCGCCGCUGCCGCCAUCAUCCGCUACAACACCUCCACCGCCAGCAACAACAAUAACAACAACAGUGACAGAGUCAACAACAACAACCUCAGCGUGUUUUCUACAGACAACUGUAACAAGACCACUGACAAGCCAGAAUCCGGCACCCCACAUUCUAGAGAAGCCAAGGCACCGACGCCCUCGCCGGCCAGUCCGCCCACCACGCCCUCUCCAAGCAGCGGCCCUACUACGCCCAUCAGCGCAGCCCACCACGGCGCAGCGCCGCCCAUCACCAUCGACCCUGGCGCCCUGGUGAUCACGCCCUCAGACAGCGUCUACGAGAACGCCGCCAAGCUGCUGUUCCUGGGAGUGAAGUGGGCGAGGUCCAUCCCCUCUUUCAUGCAGCUACCGUUCCGUGACCAGGCCAUCCUGCUGGAGGAGUCGUGGAGUGAACUCUUCGUCGUCGCCGCCGCCCAGUGGUCGCUUCCCCUCGACGAAGGAAGCCUGGUGCGGGGAGCAGGUGUGUCAGUGGAGCAGGAGGCCGGCCUGGCCCGCGAGGUGGAGGCCAUGCGCGAUGUCAUCACCAGACUACACGCCCUCAGGGUCGACCACACCGAGUACGCCUGCCUCAAGGCUCUCAUCCUCUUUCGUCCAGAGGCCCGGGGCCUGCGGGACGGGUACGGUGUCGAGGUAUUGCAGGAUCAAACCCAGCUGAUGCUUCAUGAGUACCUGGCAAGCAAGGUGUGUGGCGCCGGGGGCAGAGUGCGUGCCGGCAAGCUCCUCCUGCUGCUGCCUGCUCUUGGCCACGUCUCCGCCACCGCCGUCCAGGAGAUCUUCUUCAAGCGCACCGUCGGUAAUACACCCAUUGAACGCGUCCUCUGCGACAUGUUCAAGUCCAGUUGAGGACCUGUGCCAUACGCCCAACUUACCGUGAGGAACGCUGUAGAACGCGCUCAAGUUUGGGCCCAAUUGUUCAGAAACUAUGUCUAGAAGCUGUGUCACCCCAAAGAUGAAGUUUAAGUUUUAUGACACCUGUGUACAGUGCAAGAAUCAACUAACCAAAGUUAGUGUAAGUUGUGACCAUAUUCAAGGAAUCACUUUAAACAUUUGCAGUUAUCAGCCCAAAGUCUGAAAGUACUGGAGGAGUGACUUGAGUCCAUCGUUCAGGGCCUUCAAUACCCCAUAGACUCGUGACGUUAAAAGUCAAAGAUUGUAUAAGUCUUACCUCGGACAGUGUGUUAUGAUUCACCUGAUGUGUUAUUAGUGAGUGUUCACGUGUGUGUGUGUGUGGGUGUUGCACCAGCGUGUCCCAGAGCCAUCGUCAGCUAACCCGUCCUCAUACCAAGUCUAUUCCAUCCAGCGGUCGACCCAACGACGCAGUCGUCAAUUUUUAACACGCUGUUCAUUCAAAAUCGAAAUUCUGUUAAACAUAAAUUAAUAUUGUUAAAUAUUAGCAAUUGUGGAUAUUUUAGGCAUUGGUUAGGUUAGGUGUUUAGGCUCUGUUGGCGAUUAUUUGUAUUUGUAGUACGUGGGUGAAGCAUUUACAAGAGUUGUGGUUCGAACAGAGAACGUGAGCGAAGCACUUUUUUCGAGAAGUGUUGGAACGUCAUCAGCUGUGAGUCGUGUGUAAACCGUUUUUCAUUCAGUACUAUGGCCAAAUUUGGACGUAAUUUGAAAUGAAAUCGACUCACAAAAGUGACGUACUGUUCCGUUUUCUGUUUGAGUCGUCCGGC
Molecule: messenger RNA, 2960 nt
Organism: Procambarus clarkii (red swamp crayfish)
Lineage: Eukaryota; Metazoa; Arthropoda; Malacostraca; Decapoda; Cambaridae
Product: photoreceptor-specific nuclear receptor
Biological process (GO): regulation of transcription by RNA polymerase II; anatomical structure development; cell differentiation
Molecular function (GO): zinc ion binding; nuclear receptor activity; RNA polymerase II cis-regulatory region sequence-specific DNA binding
Source: RefSeq, a predicted model, not a curated record